This is a messenger RNA of Chiloscyllium plagiosum (whitespotted bambooshark), 3547 nucleotides long. The record is from RefSeq and is a predicted model, not a curated record. Lineage: Eukaryota; Metazoa; Chordata; Chondrichthyes; Orectolobiformes; Hemiscylliidae.
AUGGCGUCAGUGGUCUGGAUCACUGAUUAUCCAAAGCUAAUUUGGUUUAACAAAGAAAAUGAGAUAUUUGAAAUUGUAGAUAAUGCCAAGAAAAAUCUGAUAAAACAGUUGAGAAAUUUGGAACAUUCUUUAACUACAAUGAACACCGGUUCCCAUGGGGCAGACAAAUCCAAAAUGAAUUAUCCUCCUCAAAACCUCACCCCUGCGGAUCUGAACUUUGAAACCAGCUUCACUGUACAGUGCCUAGAUCAGGAGCAGGGUGUUUCAUGGAUAAGAAGUGAGAGACUUCCAGCAUUCCUUAAGAGUGACUGUUACUUUGAGUACAGGCUUGCAAAAUUGCUGUCUCAGUUAGACCACCAGACUGGAACUGGUACACUUCAAGUAGACAGUUCAUACUACCCAUGGGUUAUUGGAGCAAAAGAAAAAUCCAUCUCUAAAAUGAUAGACAAAACUGACCUUGCCAUGAAAGAAUUGUACAUCUGCUUUGGACAGGCUUCUGUUACCCAAACUAAAGCGUUGUUCACAGAAGCUAAAGAAGACAUUCCACUGAUUGUCAUCCAGUCAGAACGCAAGCCUAUCUUUGCUAUUGAGACAUCUGUACCAUCAUCAACAGCUUCAUUGCAAACUUUAGAAAGGGAACUAUCCAGUAAGAUAACUAUUUUUAUGACCCUUUACAAAAAGAGUUGCGCACCAGCAACAGUUUUUAUGAGAGAAAGAUCAGAGAUUGAUACUGAAGAAAACGAAGAUCAAGACAGCACUGAAAAUUCAAUAGAAACCCAAGAGGAAGAAAUCAGUACAGCAAGUAGGGCAACAGAAAGCUCAGAGACUGAUCUCUCUUCUGAAAAUGAUCAAACAACAACUCCCUUGAACAACAGUUCAGUGAUUGACAGUCAGGUGGUCCCAAAGUUGACUGUUUUAAAACCUUCUCAGCAGAAUGAAGUGGGAUCAGCAGAAGAAAGUGAUAAUACAAUGUCUCAAGCUUUAACGACAGGUGUGGAUGAGGAAAGUACUUCUUCUAGUGAAGAUGAUAUUAGACAUGAGUGCUAUGAUCCACCAAAUUGUCAUUAUAAUUUCAAUAACAGUAAGGGCAUUGAAAAGUUCAAGAAGUUUCUCCAGGGAACAGCUGGUGAAAAAUACUGGUGGCUGUGGAUGGAUAUUGAAAGACUAAAAGUUAUCAAGGAUGCCAAAAAGAGUCAAAGCUUCCUGAACCACAUCAGGGAUCGUUAUUUGUGUAGCAACGGUGAAUUCUACCUGAAUGCAGAAACGCGUGCAAAGCUGGAUCUGUCAUUUGUAUCAAAUUGGACUUUAGAAAAUUUGUGUCAGAUACAGUCAAAAAUAGUGAUACCUCUACUUCAAUAUUGGGGUCCAAGGUAUUGUGUUAACCAAGGAAUUCCCAUAAGAAAAGCUGGUACUAUACUGAAAGAUUGGGAAGAUCGACACCUGAGACCUAAAUCACAAAUAGGUUUAUAUACUAAGACUGCUAUGCCAAUGCCAAUUCAUACCCGAAUUGUUUGCACUCCAGAAGAGUAUGAAAAUAACCAGCAAAAAUAUUCAGCAUGGGGACUCAAACCAGAUUCUGCAACUCACGUAUCACCAAAACCAAAUCCACCAAAACCCGAAACAGAAAAUACAUCGUUUGAAAAGAUGAUGGAGAGUCUUUCCAACAAUGUGGUGAAUAAGGAUAACCUUCUCACUUCAGUUGGCAGCAUUUGGUCUCACGAUGCAAAUUCUGUAUUUGCUUUUGAAAAUCUAAAGUUACAUAAAUCAAAACAGAAUAGCAAUUUGGAGAAGCUGAUGCGGAUCACAAAUUACCAAGAAGCUUUAUGUGAUUAUAAAAUGGAUAACUUGCUGCAGGCCCUGCACAAGGAAAACUGGACUGGAUACCUUUUCACUUCUUUUUGUGAACAAACAGGAAAUCCGUUAUGGAAGAACUGCAUCAACCUGUGGUUUGACCUGAAAGAGUAUCAACGACUUUUUUAUACAGAAGUCUUUCAGCCUUUCAAACUCAGGAGACAAGCUCAGUUCAUUUUUGCUAAAUACAUUGUUGACAAAUCUCCAGAAGAUGUGGAAAUUGGUGUAGAAAACAAGAAAAUAAUCUAUCAAGAGCUGGAGCCACCUUUUGAAGAACUGUUCGAUGAUGUGGAGGUAUAUGUUCUCAUCUUGCUACUGGUACCUUGGAUGCACAUGAUUGAAAUGGACAUGUCGAAAUUCAGAAAGGUGGAGGUGAUAAAGGAGACUCAACGCUUGGAUUCAAUGUACUACGAGAAACUUGAGGAACUACAGAAAAACUUGUUUCCUAAUGAACAAUUUAUUCUUCCUGCCCAUUCAAUCAGUCUAGUGCAUCCUUCAGACAAUGUGAAAGGCUCAAACUACUGGCAGACCGUUCCUGAAGAAUUCUGUAAUUACACAUUGGAUGCACUUAUUCGUAAUCGCUUAGAACUUGAGAAUUUCCAGGUAUUCCUUCGUGAAAAUUUAGCAGGUAUGGAUCUCAAGUGCUGGAUGGACAUUGAAUACUUCAGAAGAAUACCUCACAAUGAAAAAACUACAAGAGAUAUUACGUCCAAAGCCAUCAAAAUCAAGUACUUGAAUAGGCAGUACUUCUUUGGACCUAGUAGCCCAGCUUCAAAAGUACAACAAAAUGAUGUGAUGAUACUAGCUGGGGGAUGGGGCAAGUUGCUCCAUGAUAAGUUGUCUUCAGAUAUUCUAAUUGAAGUUCAAAAAUAUGUAAAAUUACGCUUGGAAAGAAAAUGGCUGCCAAUGUUUCUGGCUUCACCAGAGUUUGUUCAGAGGCACCAUAAACAGGUACAAAUGCACGAUGUAGUCGAGGACCAGAUGUUACAAAAGAGUAAGAAGAAGAUCCAAUGGAAUAAAUGGCUUGCCUCAUCAAAAGAAAUUAUUGCAUUCCGUAAAACCUUGUUAAAUCCAAUAACAGCUUUUCAGUUUCAACAGUUUGUAUCACUGAAAGGUGAACUAAUGCAGAAUAAUGUCAUCUUCUGGCUUGAGGUUCAAAAAUACAAGGAGAUGUUCCAUUCUCAAGCUAGUGAGGAGACUAUUCAAAACAAGAUCUCAUCCAUCAUUAAUUGUUUCAUCAAUUCCAGCAUCCCUCCACCUAUACAGAUUGAUAUUUCGCCAGAAUGCGCACGAAGAAUCAUAAAUUACAAUCAAGACCAGAGACCAUAUAUCUUCAGAGAAGCACAGCUGACAGUAUUUGACCUUCUCUUCAAAAUAUGGCCGGACUUCUUGAACUUCCGACAUAGUGUUGCAGAUGAAAGCGUCUUGCCAACCUUGGAAAGAAAAUUAAUGAGGAAAUAUAGAAGUAUUGAAAAGACCAUAACAGCUGAGAGCUCAUUCGAGGAUGUCCUGCUGGGUACAAAUGAAUUACAUUUUGACAGCAGAAAGUCCAGUACAAGUCAAAUCUCUGUGAAGAGUGGAGGUAGUGAACAUAAGAAUGGUGCGAAACAUUCAACAGGAAACUAAGCCAAAUGAAGGCAAGCUGACAACUGAAAAUAAACUUGACUAUAACCUAUGAAUUAAAGUGACAUUCCAC